This is a messenger RNA of Camellia sinensis, 4064 nucleotides long. The record is from RefSeq and is a predicted model, not a curated record. NCBI's taxonomy places the organism in Eukaryota, Viridiplantae, Streptophyta, Magnoliopsida, Ericales, Theaceae.
AUGGCGACACCAUUGACGGGUCUUCAGCACAUAGCAUUAAUGGCGGGUCCUGUGAACCAGGUCGAUCAGUCCAACAAGUCCUGUGCCAAUAACUCGUCUCUUAGGUCGCCAAUUUUGAUUUUUUUGUUCUUCCACAAAGCCAUUCGGACGGAGCUCGAUGGCCUCCACCGCGCCGCCAUGGCCUUUGUCUCCGAUCAGGAGGGUGACUUGAAUCCUCUGUUGGAACAGUAUCACUUCUUUCGGUCAAUCUAUAAGCACCACUGCAAUGCAGAGGACGAGGUCAUCUUUCCAGCUCUUGAUAUACGUGUGAAGAAUGUGGCACAAACUUACUCCCUUGAGCAUGAGGGAGAAAGUGUUCUUUUUGAUCAGUUGUUUGCGCUCCUGAAUUCAAAUAUGCAAAAUGAAGAAAGCUAUAGGAGAGAACUAGCCUGUUGUACCGGAGCUCUUCAAACAUCUAUUAGUCAGCACAUGUCCAAGGAAGAGGAACAGGUCUUCCCUCUGCUUAUUGAGAAGUUUUCAUUUGAAGAGCAGGCAUCAUUAGUAUGGCAGUUUCUGUGCAGCAUUCCUGUAAGUAUGAUGGCAGAGUUCCUCCCAUGGCUUUCUUCUUCUAUUUCAUCUGAUGAAUGCCAGGAUAUGCGCAAGUGCUUGAGCAAAAUAAUCCCAGCAGAGAAGCUUCUUCAACAGGUUAUAUUCACCUGGAUGGAUGGGGUGAAAACUAAUGACAAACAUAAGAGUUGUGAAGGUUCCAAGGACCAAAGUUCUCCAGACUCUGAUGCUAUCACCUUAAAUAGUUCAGCAAUGAAAGCACAUUGUGCCUGUGAAUCUUCCAGGACUGGUAAAAGAAAAUGUGUGGAGCCAAAUUGCAAUCUUGAGGAGUCCACUCUGUCUCGUCCAGUAGAUGAAAUAUUGCAUUGGCAUAAGGCUAUAAAAAGAGAAUUGAAUGAUAUAGCUGAAGCAGCCAGGAGGAUACAAUUGGCUGGAGAUUUUUCUGAUUUAUCUGCAUUCAAUAAGAGGCUGCAAUUUAUUGCAGAAGUUUGUAUCUUUCACAGUGUCGCUGAGGACAAAGUUAUAUUUCCUGCUUUAGAUGCAGAACUCUGCUUUGCCCAGGAGCAUGCAGAAGAAGAAAGUCAAUUUGACAAGUUUAGAUGUUUGAUAGAAAGUAUUGAAAGUGCUGGAGCCAACUCAUCUUCUGCCGAAUUUUAUUCCAAGCUGUGCUCACAUGCUGAUCACAUAAUGGACACCAUACAGAAGCACUUCCAUAAUGAGGAAGUUCAGGUUCUUCCACUAGCGCGAAAGCAUUUUAGCCCCAAACGCCAGCGGGAACUUCUGUACCAAAGCUUAUGUGUGAUGCCAUUGAGGCUGAUAGAGUGUGUCUUACCCUGGUUGGUUGGAUCACUUAGUGAAGAAGAAGCAAGGUCUUUCCUUCACAAUAUGCAGAUGGCAGCUCCAGCAUCGGACACUGCACUGGUUACACUUUUUUCAGGUUGGGCAUGCAAAGGUCGUCCAACAGAUGUUUGUUUGUCUUCCAGUGCAAUUGGUUGUUGUCCUGCAAAAGUUCUAACUGAAACCAAAGAAAAUUUUCAUAAACCAUCUCGUCCUUGCACCUUGUCCACUGAGGAAAAUCUUGCAUUUGUUGUGCCAGAUGAUCACAGAAGGCCAUUCAAGCGUGGGAAUUCAAUGUCAUGGGAAGAAAGUGAUGCUUGUAAUCCUUCUGGAACUGCAAAUAUGCAAAUAUUAUCUUGUGGUAAUCAGUCAUGUUGUGUUCCUGGGUUAGGAGUGAAUACCAAUAAUCUGGGAAUGAGUUCCCUUGCUGCUGCAAAAUCUUUGCGUUCCUUGUCAUUUGGUCCUUCUGCUCCUUCCCUUAACUCCAGUCUUUUCAACUGGGAAACUGAUAUAAGCCUGACUCACAGUGGCUAUGCAACUCGACCCAUUGAUAACAUAUUUAAAUUUCAUAAAGCUAUCCGCAAAGAUUUGGAGUAUCUGGAUGUUGAAUCUGGAAAACUUCGUGAUUGUGAUGAAACUUUAUUCAGGCAGUUUAGUGGUAGAUUUCGCUUGUUAUGGGGCUUAUAUAGGGCUCAUAGUAAUGCAGAGGAUGACAUAGUGUUCCCAGCAUUAGAAUCAAAAGAAACUCUUCAUAAUGUUAGCCACUCUUACACUUUAGACCAUAAGCAAGAAGAAGAACUAUUUGAAGAUAUUUCGUCUGCACUUUCUGAGCUUGCUCAGCUUCAUGAAAAAUUGAAGCAUGCAAAUUUGAGUGGAGAUUCAAGUAGAGAGAACUUUGGUUCUUAUGACGGUAAUGAGUGUUUGGGAAAAUACAAUGAGCUUGCCACAAAGGUUCAAGGCAUGUGCAAAUCCAUAAGAGUCACGUUGGAUCAGCAUGUUUUCCGUGAAGAACUUGAACUCUGGCCUUUAUUUGAUAGACAUUUUUCUGUGGAGGAGCAGGACAAAAUUGUUGGUCAUAUAAUUGGUACCACUGGUGCAGAGGUGCUACAGUCAAUGUUGCCCUGGGUAACAUCUGCUCUUACUCAGGAGGAGCAGAAUAAAAUGAUGGACACCUGGAAGCAGGCUACCAAAAACACAAUGUUCAGUGAGUGGCUCAAGGAAUGGUGGGAAGGAACUUCAUCUGCAUCUUCACAGAUUGCAACAUCAGAGAAUAGUAUAUCACAAGGCACUGAUGUCCAUGAAGCCCUGGACCAAAGUGAUAGUACUUUCAAGCCUGGCUGGAAAGAUAUUUUCUGGAUGAAUCAAAACGAGCUUGAAUCAGAGAUAAGAAAGGUUUCCCGGGACUCAACUCUUGAUCCAAGAAGAAAAGCAUACCUAAUUCAAAAUCUUAUGACCAGUCGCUGGAUUGCUGCUCAGCAGAAGUUAACUCAAGUAGGAAUAGGUGAAGCUUCGAAUGAUGAAGAUCUACUUGGAUGCUCUCCAUCUUUUCGUGAUCCAGAGAAAUGUGUGUUUGGGUGUGAGCACUACAAAAGAAACUGCAAACUUCGUGCUGCUUGCUGUGGCAAGUUAUUUACUUGCAGGUUUUGCCAUGACAAAGUCAGUGACCAUUCAAUGGACAGGAAGGCUACAUCUGAAAUGAUGUGUAUGCGCUGCCUGAAAAUUCAGGCUGUUGGGCCAAUUUGUACAACACCUUCUUGCAAUGAACUCUUGAUGGCAAAAUACUAUUGCAGUAUCUGCAAAUUUUUCGAUGAUGAAAGGACAGUUUACCAUUGCCCUUCUUGCAAUUUAUGCCGUGUUGGAAAGGGACUUGGUGCUGACUUCUUUCAUUGCAUGACGUGCAAUUGUUGCCUGGCAAUGAAGUUAUCAGACCACAAGUGUCGGGAGAAAGGUCUGGAAACAAACUGUCCUAUAUGUUGUGAUUUUCUGUUCACAUCCAGUGCAACUGUCAGAGGCCUUCCUUGUGGCCAUUUUAUGCAUUCGGCUUGCUUUCAGGCAUACACCUGCACUCACUACGUUUGUCCAAUCUGUAGCAAAUCUUUGGGAGACAUGGCGGUCUACUUUGGUAUGCUUGAUGCGUUAUUGACUUCUGAGGAGCUCCCUGAAGAAUACAGGGAUCGAUGUCAGGAUAUACUGUGCAAUGACUGUGAUAAGAAGGGUACUUCUCGGUUUCACUGGCUAUACCAUAAGUGUGGGUUUUGUGGAUCGUACAAUACAAGAGUAAUCAAGGUUGACUCCAGUUCCAAUUGUUUGACAUCAAGCUAGCUCAAGAACAUUGGGCAUUCAUGUGGUUGAUCAGGGUCGCGCAAUUAUGAGUUGGCCUAACACAUCGGAUAUGUUGCUUAAACAAAGCUGCUAUGAUGUCCUAUCAACAAGCUGUGAGAGGUGAUGAUUAAACUGAACCUCGACUCAGUUGAUGUCCAAACUCUCUCCAUUUCUGCAUGUUGCAUUGUAGCGAUUUAUCUCAGCACUGUUUGACAGAUGCAAUUUGUAAAUUGCUGGAAAGUAUUCAGUAUAAAGCCUGCAAACAAAAAUAUUUUUUUCCCCCAAAAGAAAAGCAAGUUAUUUUGGUUGUAAAUUCGAUGCACUGAAGAUUUGUAAGCGGAACUUACUGUUUAGCAGCA